UUUGCAAAAUGGUGUUUGACUUUUCAGAUUGUUUACAAGCAGUUUGUAAAGCAAAUAAUUACGAUUUUAGUGGUUCCUGCCUGUUUGUGUGUUAUUGGAUUAGUGUUAAAUUUAGUGAAAAUGUAAAAACUCACAUUAUUCAAUGUGUUUUUUAAUGCAAAACAACGAAAUUAGACCUUUUCAUGACCCACUUGUUGCGUUUAGGUUAUGAUGUUAUAAACAAAGCUACGAUGUUUCUAAAAGUACGCUUUAUCUCAUAAAAUUGUUUUUCUGAUCAAAAAAGGAAUGGAGGCUCCUGGAUUGAGCCUUUUCCAGGCCUCAGACAUUAUACAAAUAGGUACAAAUAGUAAUCCUGGUCAGGAAGAAGAGGAGGAGCAAGAAGAUUUUAAACGACGUAAUGAAGAGAUAAAAGAUCUUUUAACGGGUGCAUUUGACGAUUUGGAGGAAGAUGAUGCUAGUUCGAUUAACAGUAGUCAUUAUCAUGAUAAUUCUCACUAUAGUGAUAAUACAAAUUCGGUAAUAAAUUCAUCAUACCAACCAAAUUCCAAUGAAAAAGGUCCAACUGUUUCACAAUUACAAAAAGAUUUUGGUGUUUAUGCACAUAAUGAUGAAUCUUAUAAUCAUGAAGCUUCUUCAUUUCAUGAAACAACACAAGACGAGAUACGAAAAAAUUUACCCGAUAUUCAAAAAGAAUUUACCUUACGUGAUACAUCUUCAACUCCAUUUGUGAAAAAUAAUCGAAUUAACAGUACGGAAAAAAAGACAGUAGAUUCCCCAUAUGAUUUGCCACUUCCAACAAAUGUUGGCUUCAAUCAUGAACGUCGUGCUCAAAUUAAUGACGAAUAUUCAUUUCGAAAUAAUUAUCCCUACAAUUAUGACACACCAUCGAAUCAUUAUGAUGAGGACAAUAAUUUCCCGAAUAAUGGUUAUAUCGAUGGAUACGAUGAAAUACAUCAUCAAACAAAUCAAAUAAGUGAAUAUGGCGGUGGUGGUGAUAAUGAAAGAGCUUCUGAUCAUUUUAAUCAUUGUUAUGAAACAAGUCCUAAUGGAAGACCCGUGGACGAUCGUAGUGCAUACAAGACUGCCGAGUACAAUAGUAAAGAACAAUUGGAGGUUUUGUAUUCUGUGAGAAUGAGAGAAAUUCAAAGAUUGACAGAAGAUUUACAACAGUUACGCUUGGAGAAGGAAGAGGAGAAAAAUCAGCUGAAUAGGAGAUUAGCCUUGGCGCAAGCUGAAACCGAGAGAUCAAAUUUAUCACGAAAUCAGGCUCAAAAUGCUCUUGUUGAUGCAAAAGCUGAAAUUGCCAGCCUUCAAGGACAGGUGAAAUCCUUAAAGGAAAGAACUACUAUUUUAGAGAAAACCAACGAAAAGCUUAAUGAUGAUUUAUCAGAAGCGAGGAGUUUGGUUUUUGAUCUACAACAAAAGAUUUCCGUUCUCGAGAGAGUUCAAUCACUUCAAGCUAAUGAUAAAGCCGAGGCAAAAUUUCUUGAGCAGGCUCAAGAGAAACAUGCCAUCGAGGUGAAAAAUAUGCAAACUCAAAUCGAUGUACUUACAGAAAAAUUAAAAACAAAGGAAGAGGCUUAUAAGUCUUUCGAAUAUAAAUUAGAGGACAUGAGGAGAGCUCAUGAACAACUUAUGGUAGACAAAGCAGAUACAAUGAAUCGUUUGACGCAAGCAUUGGAAGAAAGUCAAGCUCAAUGUCAUAAUUUAAUGGCAAAUAAUAAGGGUCAAGAGUCAUUAAAAUUGCAAGCUGAAUUAAAUUUAGUUAAUCGACAAAAAGAACAACUUGAGAAAAUUAUUGACGAUUUAAAGCAUAAAUUAGAAUUAGCCAAAAGUGAUGCGGUGCAAUACGAUUCAUUGCUCAGUCUAACAAUGGAAGAUGAAACUGAUUCCAUGAGACAAUUGAAAUUAGGCGAAAUUCACAAUAAAUCAAAGAGCAAACCUUGUGACGACGUGACAAAUAAACUAAGAAGCGAAUUGCAAAGAUGCAUAGCUGGACAAGCAGUGAAAAGAAAGGAGAUUAAUCGACUGGAAAAUACACUUUCUCAAAAGGAAAAAGAACUCGAUAGAGCAACAACUGUCGCUGAAACUUGUCGUCAAGAAGCUGCACGUUUUGCAAAAAGAGUUAAUGAACUAGAAAUUGAACUCAAGUCAUUAUUAACAGAACAAGCAGCAAAGGCAAAUACUGAAAUAAAAAAAUUAUCCACACAUUUAAGUGAUGUUCGAAAACAAUAUGAAACGUUAAAAACCGAAAAAUAUGAAGUUGACAAGAGAUUAAAUGAAGCAUUAAAAGACAAUGAAGAGAUUAUUUCGAAAAUUCGUCAAGACACUUUAGCGCAAUGUGAAAAAGAAGCUGUUGAUGAAUUCAAUAAGGAAUAUCUUGAAAUUCACGAUAAAGCUGUAGAAAGAGUUAGACAAGAGGCACAAGUUGAAAUAGUGCAAUUAACAGUGCAAUUGGAACAAACACAAAAGGAAUUAGAUCGAGUCAAAGAAUUGUACAUAGAUGUUUGUGGUACAAAAGAGCAACUUAUAACAGAUCAUAAAAAUGAAAUAGAAACCCUCAGAGAGGAAUAUAGUAGUAUAGAAAUGCGUAAACAAGAAUUUGAAAAGACAAUUAAGGAUUUAGAAACGCAGACGAAAGUUACCGAGAGAUUGACAAAGGAGUCUGAAAGCUUUAGAAACAGAGUUACCGAAUUAGAAAAAGAUUUGGCUUGCGAGAGAAAAAGAAGAGAUGAACACGUUAAAAAAAUACAUGUCGAAAUUGAGCGUGCAAAAGAAGAGGCUUUGAAAGAACUUCGAAAUUCUCAUCCCGAUCAUCAGAUUAGCCUUCUUCUUCCUGAUUGUUCGGAACAUUUGGAUAAAAUAACACAGCUCGAAAAUGAUUGCAAACGAUUGGAGGAGAAAUUAUCAGCAGCCAUGGAGGAGCAAAAAAGAAUGACAGAUUUACAAACGGAAUUGGAGAAUCUAAGACUGAAGCUCGCACAAAUGGAAAUUUCACAAGAAUCAUGGAGACAAAAGUACGAAAAAACAUUGUCCGAUCAUAGUCAAUAUCGAUCAAAAAUAACAAAAUUAGAAAAUGCAUUGUCAAAUUCAAGAAAAAAUUCAACUCUAGAAGAUUCAAAUGACAAAAUCCUCACGAGUAUGUUACAAACAGAAAAUGAAACUUUAAAAAAUGAAAAAGGCACAUAUAAGGAAAAUAUUACAAAACUCGAACUCGAUUUAUCGGAGGCAAAGAAAACAAUUUUAAAUCUCGAAUGUAAAUUAAGAAGAAGUAGUGACAUUUCAAAAAGUGAAUUAAAAAAAGAAUUAGCCAGAUAUAAAGAAAUAGUUGCCCAAACAACAAUAACAAAUAAAUCAAAUAAUUCCCGUGACGAGAAAAAUAAUGAUUCACCCCUCGAACAACGUGUAAAGCAACUUGAAAAAAGUUUAGAAAUUAAAGAACAAAAAUUACAACGAUUAAAAGAUUUGGAGAAAAUAAAAGAAGACAGAGAUUAUCUUAUUGUGAAAUUAAAAAAUCAAGCACAACAAUUUGAACAAUUUAUCAAAAAUCAAAAACAAGUAUCAGCUGAAUUAAAUCUUUCACCACGUAGUUCUAAUGACUAUACAGAUAUGCAAAAAAUUAAAGAAAUAACAACAAAAGAAGUACGCGAAGAAAUGGAACAACGUGUUGCUGAAGAAUUAAAAGCAAUUGAACAAAAACAACGACAAAAUUUAAAAGAAAUUGAUGAGAAAAAUCGACAAAAACAAAAAGAAAUCGAUGAUAAAUAUAAUCAUUCACUUCUUGAUUUACGAAUGAAAUUGCGUGAUAAAACGAAAGAAACAGAAACAUUACGUGAAAUGAUGCUUGCUGAAAAAAUGAAAUUACACAAUUCAUUUAAAGUACAAGAGCAAAAAAUUACUCAAAUGAUUGAGGUAAAAUUGGAAAAAUUUAAUCAAGAACUAUUAUCGCGUAAAUGGCAAAUACAAGAAUUACAAGAAAAAUUGAAAUCAAAAGAAAAUGAUGUUGAAGAAGAACGAAAUACAAUGGCGCAAGUUAUGACUGAAUGGGCUGCAGAAAUACGUCAAGUUAAAGCAAAAGAAGUUGAAGCAACGGAAGAAUUACGUAAAAUGAAAGAACGUGAAGAUCAAUUAAGUGUCGAAAUUAAAGAAUUGAAAGAAAAAGAAAAAGAAUUGCAAAUAAGUGUAAAAAAUUGGAAUAAAAAAUAUCAGUCGGCUAAAGAAAGUGCAAAUAAUUAUAAGGAAUAUGCGGCAAGGAAAGAAAAAUAUUUUCACGAUGAAUGCAGACGUUUAGAUGAGGGCUACAAUAAAGCAAUGAAAGAAGUGGAACGAAAAGUCGAGGCAAAAGUGGCGUUACAGGAAGAACAGGUAGCAUUAAAGGUAAAAGAACUCGAGAGUCAAUACGAGGAGGAAGUAGAAAAAUUGCAACUUAAAAUGAAGUACAAAUAUAAAUGUUAAAUAAUGUAUGAAAAAGAAAAACAAUUAGCAUGCAAUAUAGCUUUUGUAGUUUAGGGUAAAUUGUAGUUAGAAGAGGCUGUUGAGGCUAGUUACGUUAUUAAUUUAAAAAGCACUUCAUUGUACAACACUUGAAAUAGGCGGUUUUUAUUCUCAUCGGGACCAGUGAGUCAAAAAAAAAAAAAAAAAUCUAGAAAUACUUUCGAUUUUACUCUUAUAUGAGCUCUCUAAUUUUGUAGAUAAAAACAAUCGUAUUAUCGAAAGUGAGAUUUUAAUGUACAAGUUUUUCUGUAUAAAUAUUCCAGUAGAAUUAAAGCUCGGUGUUAAUCUAUAAUUAGAAUUUUAUCUGAGGGAAAAUAUAUAUUUGAAGUAACUUUUCUCAACACGUUAUUUGUAGAGAUCUGACAUUUGAAGAAAGAAAUUACAAUUUAUUUUUCUUUUUGUUUUAAGCAAAUUGCUGUUGAUAAACUAUUGAAUGAAAGAAGAAAAUAAGUUAUAUAUAUAAUAAUUGACACGGCUAAUGUGGCUAUUAAUUUUGUAUAUAUAUAUACAUAUUAUUUAAAGAAAAAUCAAAAGAAGUUUUAAAUUAUAUUAGUCUUUUUUUUUUUAGUUGAAAAAGAGUUAAUCGAAUUUUCUAUUUCGCAGUGUUCUUAAGUAUAUGUAAUCAUUAAUUAUAUUAAUAUUGAGAGAAACAUUAUUUAUGCAUACUUCAUUUUGACAGUAUGUGACUCUCGAAGAUCUCCAUUUUGUAUUUUAUAUACAUAGUUUUAUCACUUAACAUGACAUAGAAAUAAUUGUCAUUUAACCAUCAAGAUUAUCAUUCAUUUUAAUUGAUCAGUAAUUAAACAUUAAAUACUCGAGUCAUUUUUGAUUUACAUAAUUAUUAUUUUUAAUAAUCUAAACAGUGCUAAAAUACUCAUAAUAUUGCUAAAAUUCUCUUUGAGAUUUGUCCACAAAAAUGUGUGUAUAGAAAGAAAAAAAAAAAAGUAACAAACGAAAAAGACUAAUGACGAUUUUAAGAAAAGUAAAGCAAGUACAAAAUAGAUUUUAGACUUUAAUGAAGAAGAAGAAAAAAAUGUCGUUACCUCGAAAAUUAUUAUUCGUCGUCGAGAUAAAAAAAAUUAUUGUUAAAAAAGACCAAAAAAGAUUUUACAAAAUUUAUAUUUUCGGGAGAUAAACAAAUUUUCGAAAUAAGAAAUUUUAGCAAAGAAAAAAUAUAUAGAAUAUAUUUCCUUUUUUUUUAUAAAUAAGGUAAUGAUACCAAUAGUGAGUUACCCAUAUUUUUUUUAAAUGACUAUAAUAACUUUCAUUGUACAAUGGACAAUUUGUAAUUUAAGAAUUAUUCAAAAGUCUGUUACAUACUAAAUUUAUAUUUACUGUCUAUUUCGAGUGUUUUUUUUUUAUUAAUUCUUUUUUAACAAAAAAACAAAAAUUGUGCAUAAUUAUGUAAUAUAUAGUCAUUAAUUAAGUUGCUAUUAAUCGAAUUCAGGUAAACAUUUAAAAUUUUAUAUUUCGCAAAUUUUAUAAAAAUUUUAUUUUUGUUAGACAUACACCUGAAGAGUUUAAUUUACUCAUUAAUUUAUGCCAUAAUUUAUUUUAAUUUUUUCUCUUUUUUAAGUUUCCACAUAUAUUGUAAAAUGUAUAGUUAUGAAAAAUUUAUUUUUUAAUCAAAUUAUUUUUACAAAAAGAAAUUAUUAUUUUUGUCUUCUCAAUUUCUAAUAUAAUCAAUUCCAUUUUCCGAUGAAAUAACGAUGAUUAAUUUUGAAAUAGUAACUCGCUAUUGCUGACUUUCCCUAAUUUAUUUUCUGUUUUUUUGAUGAUGAUGAAAAAAAAAAAAAAAAAAAAAAAUGUUUUUGUAAAUAUUAGAUGAGAAUUUCAAUACAUUUCAGUCAUUAAAAAAAAAAGUAUAUUACACGUUUUAAUCUGUAAUUUUAUAGAGAACUUCCAAUUCCAAGAAGAUUUAUAUUAUAGUAUAGUAGAUGUGACAUAUAGUAUUAAUUAAUUCAAUAACUGAACACUUUGAUUAAUUUCGUCGAUUAUAAUUGCAAUAAUUUUUUUUUUAUAUAAUUUAGAAAAUCUCUUUAUGGGCGAGUAAUCAAAGUGUUUAGAAAAAAAUAAUUCAUGUACUCAAAAAAAGAAAAAAGUAAAUUUUCAGUAAUUUGUACAAAGUAUAAUUCUAUAAAUAAGCUCUAUAUAUAUCCAGAUAUAUAUAUAAAUAUAUGAACAUGUAUUUUAUUUUUACGUACAAAAAAUUGUACAAAAAUGAGAAAAAAAGCUCUCUAAUUUUUUGAUUGUACGCGGUCAUGUUUCGUUUCAUUUUAUAAUUUAUGGAAAAACUCUAAAUUUUUACAAUUAUUAUAUUUUCUUUAAAAAUUAAUUUUUAUCUUCGAAAUUUCAAAUUUAAUUUUCCUUUUAUAAUUUUUAGUUUAAUUUAAAUUUAUCAUGAAAAAUUUAUUUCUGACAGAAUAUAUUUGUUUCAUUAAAAAAAAAAAAAAAAAUAGUCGAUUACAUUUUCUAAUAUAAAAUUUAAAAGCAGGAUAAAUAUAUAAAUUCUGAAAUAUUGUACAAUAUUUAAGAUCUCUGACAUUGAAUUGUAUUUUAAUUUUAAUUAUAAUAGUGUAUAAAGUCAUUUACAUUAUCCAAAUCUAUCAAAAAGAUAAAAAGAACUCAUUUCAUUUAAUUUAAAGUGCAUUUUAAAUUUCCUUAUUAGCAGUAUUUCUUGAUGUAUGUGACAGUAAAAUGGACUUAAAUGAACAAAAUAUUUAUAUAUUACAUUUUAUCACU
Leptopilina boulardi is the source of this 7236-nucleotide messenger RNA. Its product is annotated as desmoplakin-like. Gene Ontology annotation, cellular component: centrosome. Bases 286 to 4455 code for a protein of 1389 amino acids. Gene Ontology annotation, biological process: centriole replication. Lineage: Eukaryota; Metazoa; Arthropoda; Insecta; Hymenoptera; Figitidae. The transcript has 11 exons. The record is from RefSeq and is a predicted model, not a curated record.